Molecule: messenger RNA, 5779 nt
Organism: Leptonychotes weddellii (Weddell seal)
Lineage: Eukaryota; Metazoa; Chordata; Mammalia; Carnivora; Phocidae
Gene: DCBLD2
Product: discoidin, CUB and LCCL domain containing 2
Biological process (GO): wound healing
Cellular component (GO): plasma membrane
Molecular function (GO): signaling receptor activity
Source: RefSeq, a predicted model, not a curated record
GCGGCUGGUCUGCCUGCCAGCUAGCCGGAGUCCCGGGCGUGUGCUGCGAGCCGGGGUUGGGUUGAGGAACGCGGUGCGGGAGGCGCGUCCCCCUAGCUCCUCCGCAGCCGCCCUUCGCGGCUCGAGUACCCCACUUCCUUCCCUCUCUUCUCCUUCAUUCUGGUCUGGGGGUCUCGGGGCAGGGAGCUGAGGGAAGGAACUAAAGAGGAGGAGGCGAAAGCGGAGCGAGGGGCAGAGAGGGUCCCGGCGCGGGGCAUAGCGCGCGCUGCGUCUCGCUCUCCCGCCGGAACCGCCGCCUCCUCGCCCGGGGCGCCCGCACUAUGCAGGCGGACUGCUGGCCACCGCGAUGGGGAGCCGGGCGUUGGUGAGAGCCGGGCGCAGCCCUCACCGUCUCCGAGUCCGGGCCGCGGCCGCCGCCCCCGCCCGGGCCGCGCUACCCCUCUCCCGCCCUCUCCCUCCCCGCUCCAACUCCUCCUCCUCCUUCCCCAUGCCUCUGUUCCUCCUGCUCCUACUUAUCCUGGUCCUGCUGCUCGAGGACGCCGGAGCCCAGCAAGGUGAUGGAUGUGGACAUACUGUACUAGGCCCUGAAAGUGGAACCCUCACGUCCAUAAACUACCCACAGACCUAUCCCAACAGCACCGUUUGCGAAUGGGAGAUCCGUGUAAAGAUGGGGGAGAGAGUGCGCAUCAAAUUUGGUGACUUUGACAUUGAAGAUUCUGACUCUUGCCACUUUAAUUACUUGAGAAUUUAUAAUGGCAUUGGAGUUAGCAGAACUGAAAUAGGCAAAUACUGUGGUCUGGGAUUGCAGAUGAAUCAUUCAAUUGAAUCAAAAAGCAAUGAAAUUACAGUGCUGUUCAUGAGUGGAAUCCAUGUUUCUGGACGAGGAUUUUUGGCCUCAUACUCAGUUAUAGAAAAACAAGAUCUAAUUACUUGUUUAGACACUGCAUCCAGUUUUUUGGAACCUGAGUUCAGUAAGUACUGCCCAGCUGGUUGUCUGCUUCCUUUUGCUGAGAUAUCUGGAACAGUCCCUCAUGGAUAUAGAGAUUCCUCGCCCUUGUGCAUGGCUGGUGUGCACGCAGGAGUAGUGUCAAACGUUUUGGGUGGCCAGAUCAGUGUUGUAAUUAGUAAAGGUAUCCCAUACUAUGAGAGUUCUUUGGCCAACAACGUCACGUCUGUGGUGGGACACUUAUCUACAAGUCUUUUUACAUUUAAGACAAGUGGUUGUUAUGGAACACUGGGGAUGGAAUCUGGCGUGAUUGCUGAUCCUCAGAUAACAGCAUCAUCUGUGCUGGAGUGGACUGACCACACAGGCCAAGAGAACAGCUGGAAACCCGAAAAGGCCAGGCUGAAGAGACCUGGACCUCCUUGGGCUGCUUUUGCCACUGAUGAGUAUCAGUGGUUACAAAUAGAUCUGAAUAAAGAAAAGAAGAUAACAGGCAUUGUAACCACUGGCUCCACCAUGGUGGAACACAAUUACUAUGUGUCAGCUUACAAAAUUCUAUACAGUGAUGAUGGACAGAGAUGGACUGUCUACAGAGAACCUGGUGUGGAGCAGGAUAAGAUAUUUCAAGGAAACAAAGAUUAUCACCAGGAUGUGCGUAAUAACUUUUUGCCACCAAUUAUUGCACGUUUUAUUAGAGUGAAUCCUACGCAAUGGCAGCAGAAAAUUGCCAUGAAAAUGGAACUGCUUGGAUGUCAGUUUAUUCCUAAAGGUCGUCCACCAAAACUUACUCAACCUCCACCUCCUCGGAACAGCAAUGACCUCAAAAACACUACAGCCCCUCCAAAAAUAGCCAAAGGUCGAGCCCCAAAAUUUACUCAACCACUACAACCUCGCAGUAACAAUGAGUUUCCUGCACAGACGGAGCAAACAACAGCCACUCCUGAUAUCAAAAAUACUACCGUGACUCCAAGUGUCACCAAAGAUGUAGCCUUGGCUGCAGUCCUAGUCCCGGUGCUCGUCAUGGUGCUCACCACCCUCAUCCUUGUAGUAGUGUGUGCUUGGCAUUGGAGAAACAGAAAGAAAAAAACCGAAGGCACCUACGACUUACCUUACUGGGACCGGGCAGGUUGGUGGAAAGGAAUGAAGCAGUUUCUCCCUGCCAAAUCAGUGGAACACGAGGAAACCCCCGUUCGCUACAGCAGCAGUGAAGUUAAUCACUUGAGUCCAAGAGAAGUCACCACAGUGCUGCAGACGGACUCUGCAGAGUAUGCACAACCACUUGUGGGAGGAAUUGUUGGCACCCUUCAUCAGAGAUCCACCUUUAAACCAGAAGAAGGGAAAGAAGCAAGUUAUGCUGACCUAGAUCCUUACAACUCCCCGGUCCAGGAAGUCUACCAUGCUUAUGCCGAACCACUGCCGAUUACCGGGCCCGAAUAUGCAACCCCCAUCAUCAUGGAUAUGUCCGGGCACCCCCCAGCCUCAGUUGGUCUUCCCUCAACGUCCACUUUCAAAGCUACAGGGAACCAGCCUCCCCCUGUGGUGGGAGCCUACAACACUCUUCUCUCCAGGACCGACAGCUGCUCGUCCGCCCGCGCCCAGUAUGACACCCCAAAAGGUGGGAAACCAGGUGCCAGUGCCCCAGGCGAACUGGUGUACCAGGUGCCACACAGCACACAGGAGGCUUCAGGGGCCGGGGGGGAUGGUGAAUGUGAUGGUUUUCAAGAAACUCUUUGAAGGGGAUGCUGCUUGUUACAAAGCAUGGUUGUAAAGCACAUGGCCUUUCUUGUGUGUUAGUGGUAGUAAUGUAGAGAAUGUAUUACCUGUCUGUCACAGCUGUGGUUGGGGAAGAUGUGAGGACUGAGGUACAGGGAACUGCUAAUCUUGCCAUCUUGCUUUAAGAGCAUUACUGUGGCAGUGACGGCUUGCCUGUUAAAUUUCAAACAUCCUGUUUGUUACUACUGUAAAACACGAUUUUUUAAUACAGAAAAAGCUCCCUACUAUGCACUUCAAAGAAAUUAAAAAUCCCUGAGUAUUUAUUACCGAUGCUGCAGGUACAUUGAUGAACUCGAGGUGGCUCUGUACGCCUGACUGGCAAUAACGCGUGGUACUGUUCUUGAAAUGUCUGAUGGCUUGAAAUGUUGCUCUUUGUGAAAGGUGGGUACUAUCAUGAGUUCUUUCUCUUCUAUUCCUAUACUCCUUAUGGAUUUUUUUCAAAAAUUAGUGAUAGAAUCAUCGUUUUGGUUGUAGUCGUACACUUACCUGUCUUUCCUUAGGAAGGUCUAUAGUGGGAAACUGACUUGUGAAGGGUGGGGUCAUUGAUUUUUCGCCUUUUGACACUCUGAAGAGCUUUCAGACUUCAUGGUACGUGACCUGGUUUCAUCCCUGCUUGUUCUGUCUGGGACCAGCCCCAUUCUUGUGUUUAUAAACUGUUUUGAAUUUUUUUUUAGUGAGUGAUGCUUGCUUCAUCAGCCUCAUGAAUCCUGUAAUUGUAAAAAGCUCUAACAGAGAUUCUCUCCCUGCCCCCAACUUUAUUUGCAACGGGAUUGGUCCUAGGCGAGUUGGAGGGCAUCUGAGUGAACACUGUAGACAGGAGUCCUUAUGUUUACCACAGCGAAAGGCUUAGAAUCAUUCCUCAGAAGUCAUAUAAAUUACCCUAAAAAAAAAAAAACACAAGAAAACAAAAAACGGAUUUGCCCUCUUUGAUUUAAUAUAUAGAGAUGUUUCUCUGAAUCUGAAGUUAUUUUUGGUCAAAAAGUAUUUCUAAUUAUCCACAGUAAAAUACUGAAAGAAGUAGAAGCCAGCAUGAAUUCUUCAACUCUGUGUGAGUGUGCCCGCUCUGUGUCGUAGGAGUUGUGACAGUCCUUUACCACAUGCCUGUGGAACAGAUGUUCUAGCAUCCUAGCAGGUGAAUAUUGACGUCUGUUUUUGAUACUUCCAGGCAACUUCUUUGUCACCAUUUGCCCAGAACUAGUUUUAGAUGGGUGAAAUAAAAAUUCAUUUAAUUUAUUAGCCCAUAGUGUAAGAAUCUUUAAAAAUCUUUGGCAAGAUGAGAAGCUGGCCCUAUGUUUAAAACAUAUAAUCUCCCAUCAGGUUCUAGCCAUUUCUUGAUUGUUUCCAGAAUUUGCUAGAUGUGAGAAAAGACAGUGUUCAUUUUGCUUGCUUCCAGGUAUAUCAGUAUUUUAAAGUAUUGCUUCAAAAACAAUUAUUUCUGCAGCCUCUCUGCCAUAUAGUAUUAUUUUUGUUGGUGUUACCUUCAUUUGCUUUUGUUUUUCCAGACAAACUUUGAGGCAUAAUUUUAUUCAUUGAAAAAAUAUAUUGUUUCCAAACAUUUGAAACAAAAAGCACAGAUGUUGAACUUUAUUAAGACAUGAAUGUGUAAAGCACAUUUAUUAAUGCAGUCAUCCCCUUUCAGGUGGGAAGAGAGUAAACCAAUUUAUUUUUUUAUUUAUCCUCAGUACACAGUGAAUAUACUUCUCCAAUCACAUGCCUGUUUGAGAAGCUUUAAGAGAAAUGAUCCCAUUUUCCCAAAGAUGCUUGUUUUUAUUUAAUUUUGUGCACCUGAUUUUCCCAUGGAACUUUUUUUUGAGAGGCAAAUGUUUUCUUCUCAAAUGAUGCAUGUUUUUGCCACUGUGCGGUCCUUGAACUACGAGUGAUUUUUACAAAAUAGUUUUUAUUGCUUUUGUAUAUUUUACUUUCCAAAUGAAGAGCUGAGCCUGAUACAAAGGGUUAUUCUGGUUUUGUACUUUUAGUUCAUUUGUUUUCAUAUUAGAGUUUUGUUUUGGGUUUUAACUACAUUUAUAUGUCUGAUGCAGCUGUGGAGACAAUCAACUGAAAAUGUGAAAGUAACUUUUUUUUUUUCGUUACUAAAUUCCCUUGAAUUUUUAUUCUUUGCUUGAAACAUGUUAAAGAGUUAAGUCACUCUGGUUUAUUGGAUUUUUUUUCCUGUUAACACAAUGAUAAAAAUCAAAUCAGUGGUACAGCAAGUGUGGCCCCUGCAGGUUUUCAUAAAGUCACACCAACUUCACUGUUACAUAAUCUUAGGAACCAGCACAGUUAAAGAUAUUGUGAAUACUGAUUUAUAUUUUAUUAAAAGCUAUAACACUAAAUAGAUCCUAUUGUAUGUGCAGGGUCUAGUCCAGUUAUUUAAAUUCAAGUUUCACUAUUUGCACUUUGCAUUGAACAAUGGGUUUAUCCGCUGAUGAAAUGGUUUGUGUAGAGAAUUUAUAAAGCAGUUGAAACUAUGGUGUCAUGUGCACUCUUGUCCUCCCCUGCCCCAGUAGAAAAUGCACUCAUCUAAAAUUCUGUGGAAGGUGAGAAAGCUUGAACUUCUUUGCCUUGGCCCCACAUUGACACCUGGAGAGCAUAAGGGCUAUGGAAGCACCAGGUCAGAGGACAGAACUAAGACUGUGGGACAAAAACUUUUCAAACCCUUUUAAGAGAAAUCUGUUGGGCUCUACCUUUAAGAAAAACUGCCUUUUAGCUCUGCUUUUCUGUUCUGAACUUGAAGUCCCUAAACUGCAAAAUCUAGUAAGUGUUGGAUGGUUAUUAAAAUACUUUUUAGUUCAACUGUGGCACCAAUUAUUUACUCCAAUUUGUGACUAGUUUUUUUGUUUGUUUUUGUUUUUUUGGCACUGGGAAAGGUGGAAACAAAACAUUGAAAUACAUAUUGGAAAUAAAAAUGGUUUGAGGGUCAGUGAUAUUCUCCCAGAAUGUACUUUUCUUACCUCGGCAUGUACUGUAGUCACUCAGUAUUUGUAUAUGUUGCUAGAAUUUAGAUUGUAUAAAUAGUGAGAUCUUAAUGUGUUCGUGUGUUUUUAAUAAAUUGUACAUAUGUGU